Molecule: messenger RNA, 516 nt
Organism: Anopheles coluzzii
Lineage: Eukaryota; Metazoa; Arthropoda; Insecta; Diptera; Culicidae
Exons: 2
Coding region: 1-516 (171 amino acids)
Source: RefSeq, a predicted model, not a curated record
AUGGAGAAGCUCGCCGCCGCACAUCAGCGGGACCGAGAUGUGCUGAACUCUCUUCUGGCGGUAAAGGUUAGCGGCGGACAACCGUCAGCUAGUCCGCGUCAACCUCCAACUCCGUUGCCGCGCCGAUCCUCUGCGCAGCAGCAGCAGCAACAACAACAGCAGCAGCGGAACCAGCACGAGCAGGAGCAGCCCCGUGCGUCGACGUCGCGCGCAGUCAUGCCGCCGCGCAGCGAGGCAUCGACAGCCGUCCACGGAGACGUCGUGCCGGAGUUAACAUUCAGCGAGGUGGUACGUCGCAGGCUGCUACGCAUGGAGCUAAGUAAGACGGCAAAUGCUCCACUUAUGCUGAAUGGCGUCCGCAAGAUCAUCGGUGAUGCAGGCGUAAGUCGGCUUGUCCCCGAAAUGGGUGAGCUGCUCGUGGUCGACAACGAUCCCCUCGCUGCGGAGGAGGACAUCAUUGCCGCCCUCGAUGAGAAGAUUGGCGCAAGUGCUGGAGUAGUCUCCGCCAGUAUUUGA